CGGGUAAUUGCCAAAACACUCAGUUUCUCUUUCAAAACGAUUGGUUCAACUGUCAAAGCAAUGCACGGCGUUUUUCGUAUAGCUGCUAUUACCAAGAACUCUGCUGCAGCUGCACAGAGAGCAGUCAGCAAUGGCUUUCAUACCUCGUCAGUACAAGCAGCAGUUACUAAGUUCGGUAUGCCUGCUAUGAGUCCAACCAUGACGGAAGGAACCAUCAUCAAGUGGAAGAAGAAGGAAGGUGACGAGGUUGCCGCCGGCGAUGUCAUUCUCGAAGUUGAAACAGAUAAAGCUCAAAUUGAUGUUGAAGCUGCCGAUGAUGGCAUUUUCGCUAAGAUCUUGGUACAAGAAGGAGAGCGCGUCCCGGUCAACACUACUAUUGCUUUGCUUGCUGAGGAAGGUGAUGAUAUCUCAAACAUAGAAAUUCCAGCAGAUGAACCCAAGGAAGCUGCCCCUGCCGAGGAAAAGUCAGAGGAAGCUCCUUCCACACCUGCAGCAGCAGCUCCCACACCCAGUGAACCCAUUGAUCACCACGAUAUUGACACAAGCAAAUUGAAGAAGCCCUUGUCUCCCGCAGUUUUGAGCUUGUUGCUUAAGCAUGGUGUUAAGGAUGUGUCCAGCAUUAAGCCUACUGGUCCUAAUGGUCGUCUUUUGAAGGGUGAUGUCCUUGGUCACCUUGGUCUCAUCAACUAUAAGGCUCCACCUCCCUUCGCAAAGACUGCAGCACCUCCUCGGGAUCAAAUCGUCUUCGCCAAGCCUGCUGCCAAGGCUGAAGCCAAGAAGGCUGCUGAACCAGCUAUUCCUUUGUUCAUUAGCAAGUCUGUCGCUGUCGAUAACCUCUUCAAUUUACGUAGUGUAAUUAAUUGUAAGUUGCCAAAACAAAAGCUGACGCGGCUGGGGUGGAUGACAUCUAACAACUCACUCUGUCAUUAGCAACAUAUGGAUCAAAUCUCACUUUGGACGAAUUCUUUGCCAAGGCGGCUGCACGAGCAUUGCGAGAUCUUAACAAGCCAUCAGCUUCCAGCGCCACUGGAGUUGUUCAUAACGAUUUAGGUG
This is a messenger RNA of Umbelopsis ramanniana AG, 1053 nucleotides long. RefSeq lists its product as uncharacterized. Gene Ontology annotation, molecular function: dihydrolipoyllysine-residue acetyltransferase activity. Lineage: Eukaryota; Fungi; Mucoromycota; Umbelopsidomycetes; Umbelopsidales; Umbelopsidaceae. Gene Ontology annotation, cellular component: pyruvate dehydrogenase complex. The record is from RefSeq and is a predicted model, not a curated record. Gene Ontology annotation, biological process: pyruvate decarboxylation to acetyl-CoA. The transcript is spliced from 5 exons. Bases 61 to 930 code for a protein of 289 amino acids.